Mus pahari (shrew mouse) is the source of this 3149-nucleotide messenger RNA. It is a transcript of the gene Tmppe, whose product is annotated as transmembrane protein with metallophosphoesterase domain. NCBI's taxonomy places the organism in Eukaryota, Metazoa, Chordata, Mammalia, Rodentia, Muridae. Gene Ontology annotation, molecular function: hydrolase activity. The record is from RefSeq and is a predicted model, not a curated record. The transcript has 2 exons. The coding region runs from base 275 to 1618 and encodes 447 amino acids.
CAGAGGGUCCUCAUCCACCCCCGGAGGUGCAGCGGCUGGCCAGAGCGCCCACUGCCUAGCGGAGCGAUCUCAUCGUGGCGCGAUCAUGCUCCGGGUUCCCCUGUGUACGCUGCUCCCGCUCCUGGCACUGCUGCAACUGCUGGGCGCUGCGCACGGCGUCUAUGUGGAGCUGACCUGGAAGUCUCUCAUUGGCCACUGUCCUUUCUCAGGAAGUCACUUACCCCCCAGAGUCCACUGGCACUGAGCUCUGGGGGACUCUCCAGGAGCUGAGAGAAUGGCACUCUUCAGGCAGUUGUCGCUGGGCUCCAAGGCUGCCCUGGCUGCAGCCACGGUCUUCGUGUCCAUGAUCCUCUCCCGCUCCUUUCUGGCUGAGACCCUUGAGCUCCAGGCCUGGCGCUGGCUGUUCCGCCUGCAGCUGAUCCUGUUUGUGAACUCGAUCAUGCUCAUUGGCUCCUCGUACAUCUGGCGGAGCACCGUGAGCAACCUCAGCCAUUCCCCUGCUAUGGAAUCUACCUGUUUCCAGCUUUGGAAGCUGACUGUCAUGGCAUUUCUGGCCCUGGCACAUUCCAGCUUCUUCACCAUGCUCUUCUUGGUGGCUGAGGAACCCUACGUGUUUUCCUUAACAGCCUACUCCUGCUUGGGUGCCUACAUCAUCAUGGUCUUCUUCCUUUGUAUCUUGAAUGCCAUGGAGCAGGCCUACCAGUUCCUAGCCUGGCGCAGUGGUAGGGUGGUGGGCAGCCUGGACAAGACGAGGCACCUGGUGCUCAGGCCUGCGCUGGCGGUGGCCGUGACGGCGGUGCUCAGUACCAUUGGCCUUCUGAAUGCUGCCCAGCCCCCAGUGGUGAAAACCGUGGAGGUGCCCAUCCAUCAGCUGCCCGCCUCCAUGAACAACCUCAAGAUUGUGCUGCUUUCGGACAUUCACUUGGGGCCCACGGUGGGCAGGACCAAGAUGGAGAUGUUUGUGAGGAUGGUGAACAGGCUAGAGCCAGACAUCACUGUGAUUGUGGGCGACCUCUCCGACUCAGAGGCCUCUGUCCUGCAAACGGCAGUGGCUCCUUUGGGCCAGCUACGUUCCCGUCUUGGCACCUACUUCGUCACAGGUAAUCACGAGUACUAUACAUCAGACGUCAGCAACUGGUUCACACUGCUGGAAUCCUUGCACGUCCAGCCCCUACAUAAUGAGAAUGUGAAGAUUUCUGCCCCCAGGGACCCAGACAGUGCGGGGAGAGAUAAAGAAUGGGUCUGCUUGGCAGGCGUGGAUGACAUAGAGGCAGACAUCCUUCAUUACUCUGGGCAUGGCAUGGACCUUGACAAGGCUCUCGAGGGCUGCGGCCCAGACGAUGCCACCAUCUUACUGGCUCAUCAGCCUCUGGCCGCCAAGAGAGCCCUCCAGGCUCGGCCAGAUAUAAACUUGAUCCUUUCUGGGCACACUCACGCGGGGCAGAUCUUCCCCUGGAAUGUCGGGGCCUAUCUCCUGAACCCCUUCUUUGCUGGGCUCUACCAAGUGGGCAAGGCUACGUUUGUGUAUGUUAGCCCGGGUACAGCCUACUAUGGGAUACCCAUGAGGUUGGGGAGCAGGGCAGAAAUCACAGCGCUCAUCCUGUGGCGGCCUUCAUAAACCUGCCCCGAUGGCCCUACCUUGCCUUUCCCUACCCUGGCCUGACCUUCCUCCAUCUCCUGCUCCGUCCCAGCCUUGCCAGCACCCUUUUGACCACAGCCUGCUGGGAACAGCAGUGGGGAUGCCUGGCAAGUCCAGGCAGGCUUCACUCUUCAGAUAAUCAGUUGCUUUUUGACGAUACACCCGUGGGUCCACUUGGCCAUAGAAGUGUGAACACGCAUUUGUUUUCCAGCUGCUGUAGAGAGGGGUCCUUUUGCAGGAUGUGGGAUGGGCUAGAAAGGGCACUUCUUGACCAAACUCAGGGAGAGGCAGGAACGCUUGUCUCCUGCGGGUUUAGCCCUGGUUAGGGCUUGGGUGGGCUCUGGGAUUAUUUUUGAUUAGAGAUAGUUGGUCUGGAUAUGGGCCAUGUUGAGAGAGGCGUCUCCUCUCUGCUUGCCUGAGGAGAGCAUCACCUUUCCUCCUUGUCAAUCAAGGUCACCUUUAUCGAGGACAUUGGUAAACCCCAUUGGAACAUGGGGCCCUUCCUGUCUGCACCGUGAGGGGUGCUGAUUACUGUGCUGGGUGGCUGGGCCAGGGUGGCUUGAGAGGAAAUCAUGGGGACUGCGGUAGGGGAUGACGACCAUCCCUUAAGGACUUGGCAGCUCUGAGUCCCUGUUCUGUGUAGUCUUUGGGUGAGAUAAUUUAGGACAGGCUCCUUCUGUGUUUGGGGGUGAGGAAGGACACUGGAUGUGAGUAGAUGCCUUUAAAAAAAAAAAAACGCAGUGACAAAUACUUCCCUAGAUGGCCCUCGACUCCAGGUUCCAACUCGGUGUGGGAAGGGGAGCUACCUCUUUCUAAAAGUUCACUCUACAGCCUGAUGGUUUAGCAUCUUUAGAGGUUACAGUGAACAUGGGGUUCUAUGCAGAUAAACAAGGCCCUAGAGCCCCAUGUUCCUUUCAGAAUAGUUUGCUUGUUUGAGGCAGGCUUCAGUUCACUCAUAGCUAGAAGAGGGGAGGCCUCUAAGAGAGUCCCUCACUGCGGGAGGUCUUCCAUUAAUAGUCCGUGAGUUCUUUGAUUGGCACCUCCUACCCCUCACACCAGGUUUGGGUCUGAGAUUUUAGGGAGAAGCCGAGGUUUCUUGUCUACCCAUGGGAAACCUGAAGCUGCCAUGAGUGUGACCCAGCUUUGGCCCUGCAGGUUGCCCCAAGCCCCAGUUAUGGAAAGACAGGACUGACUAUCUUACCUGCGUGGGAGGUUUCUAACCCAUCUACCUUGGCCUCUGGCCACAGAAGCAUAGGGUCAUUCGUAGGGCUUAUAGACUCACAAGAAAAACAAAAGGAGCUAUCUUGUGCAGCGCCAGCAGAUUUGUGGGUCUAGCCUUUGCCAGGGGCAAGAGAGACUGCCCUUCGCAAAGCAGAGAGCUAGCUGGCCCUAGGAGAAGGCUCUACUGAGAUGUGUUUAAGAACUUCUGGGUAGCUGAGAGUCCUCUGUCUGGAGUGGGGCUUCCUGCUGCUUGUGAGAGAGGGUUGAAGCCUGGCAGUGACAAGCCUCC